ACAGAGGAAAAAAAACACAUCAGAGCCAGUCUGCCAAAUCGACCAACGGCGAAUAGUCACUCAACAAAUUUACUCGUUCACUCAGAUUUCUCCUCAGCGAAACUUUAGAUCGCUUUCGAGCUUCGUAAGAGGUCUAUACGCUUUAAGAAACGCUGUUCAACAGACUCAGUGACUACAGUAGCCAGGUCGUCGCGAACUGUACAGUCUAAGCUGACUAGCUCUGUGGUUUCCAGCUUUGCUGCGAAAACAAAUCGGAUUCGCUUUGCUGGUUCGCUCAUAUAUUUUGGCACGAAGGGAACUCUGACCUUGUUGUUUACAUGGGCGCAGGGCAGAACAUGUAUAAUGGUAGAUAGCUGAAAACUAUUCGUUUAAUUGUGCGGAAAGUGGGACAUUUAAAGGCAUUUCGGCGUCUGUUUUAGCUCGCUGGCAGGCUGGCUAAGCUAGUCGUAGGGAACUCCAAACAAACAAAAGACGUUUUUGUGUAGCUUGCGAGCUAGCGAGCUAGCUACCACACAAAAGCCAGCUAGCGCAACUCCGCUUAGCUUAGUUUGAGUUGGCUGGCGUAAGACAGCGCUAGCUCAGACGUCUUUCCACUUCCACAUAUACUCAUUUGUUAACUCGUUUAAAAAAAUAUCUCAGAAAUGGCUCAGCACAGUACGUCUCACGUCGCGAGUUCGCAAAAAGCGUUAAUGCUCGAAAUGAAAAGUCUUCAGGAGGAACCAGUCGAAGGCUUCAAAAUAACACUGGUGGACGAGGCAGAUUUGUACAACUGGGAAGUAGCCAUUUUCGGACCCCCAAAUACACUCUACGAAGGGGGUUAUUUCAAGGCACGUAUCAAGUUCCCUAUCGACUACCCCUACUCCCCACCCGCCUUCAGAUUCCUCACUAAGAUGUGGCACCCCAACAUCUAUGAGAAUGGCGAUGUGUGUAUCUCUAUCCUUCACCCUCCAGUAGACGACCCGCAGAGUGGAGAGCUGCCCUCUGAGAGGUGGAACCCAACACAGAACGUCAGGACUAUCCUACUGAGUGUCAUAUCCUUGUUGAAUGAGCCCAACACUUUCUCCCCUGCUAACGUGGACGCCUCGGUCAUGUACCGCAAAUGGAGAGACAGCAAGGGGAAGGACAGAGAGUACGCAGAGAUCAUACGGAAGCAGGUUCUGGCCACUAAAGCAGAAGCAGAACGAGACGGCGUAAAAGUUCCCACCACGCUGGCGGAGUACUGCGUGCGCACACGCGCCCCAGCAACCGACGAGGGCUCUGAUUUGUUUUACGACGAUUACUGUGAUGACGAGGACUUGGAGGAUGAUAACGAUGAGGACUGUUGCUAUGACGAGGACGACUCAGGAAAUGAGGAGUCAUGACAUCACCAUCUUUCUCCUCUUCAUCACCAUUAUCUUCACCCUGAAAAGUUGAAAAGCUGUCGCAUGUAUUCACUUUCACUUGGAUAGCUGUUUUUUUUCUUGAAAAGAACUAUCAUUUUUUUUCCAGUUCAUGUUGCUCUGAUUUUAUUUCUAGCUGGAAAAUGAAGCAUUCUGUUCUCACUUUGGUCUUGGUUGCUUUGGUCUCCCAUCCGCUUUUAAGGUUCACUGAGGGUUAUUUUUCUUUUUUUUUCUUUUUUCUUUUUCCUCAUCUAAACAUUUUUUUUUGUGCAUUUUUUUGUGAAAUCCAGACGCCUCUGCUUUGUUAGACACAUGAAUGAAAGGUGGAGUGAUAGAAUGAAUGAUGGACUAUGAAUUGGUGAAUUAGUGCUUAAAAGAGGGUGCUUUUUAUACAUGUUUAAUUUGGUUAUGCCUGUUCCAUCUGUGACGUCAUUUGCGUUACCCUUCAUCCAGUUUUCUCCUGACAGAUGUUUUAAACUGACCUAUCCAAGCUCUGCCCACGUCUUCUUUCAACUGUUGCAAUGUUGGAAAAGCUUACAGAACGUUAGCAAAAGUUCCAUUUAAACCUUAUGAAAAAAAAAAUGUGCAUAACUCAUACAAACAUUACUUGGAUCACAAUCUUGGUAUUAUGAGUCGCUAUGGGGGUUUAAGUUUAAAAUACUACUCAGCUGAAUAAUAUUGUAGCUGGCCUAAUAGAAUUAGAAGUGACAGUGGCAAAUUUGCCAUCAUGCUACAAACUGCACUACAGUUUCUCAUUAGGUUGAAUAAGAUUUUUACCAGUGUUCUGUAAAGCUUCCAACUUGGCAACAGCUGCUAUAAAAGAAUGCAUUUGUAGUUGGAGCUUGACUAGGUCAGUUAUGGAGAAUUAGCAGGUCUGACCAGUUCAGCAAUAAAAAGCAAUUUUGUCUACUUUCACGCUUCAGAGAUGAGACAUUUGAAUUGUCUAUAGCAAAGAUCUAUUCGUUCUGGUCUGGGGUGCCCUUAAAAAUGCAUUUUCUUGCUCCAAACGUUCUUGAUUGAACUAUUUAUCAAGGCUUUUCUGAGUUGAAUCAAAUGUUUGGAGCAUGGAAUACACCUGACUGGGUAGUGCAUGGGUCCCUCAAAACCAGAAACAUUGGCCUAUAGCUGGUUUUAAGUGAGUGUAGGAUCAGUCGCCUACUUGCAGAUAUGUGGCAGAGCUAUGGAUAUUGAAGGGAUGCUUCAUUUUUGGUUGCCAUUUUUUUGGACUGUGGGGAAACCCUGGUGUGGAAGCAGACUUGCGCUGAUGGUUGCCCUGCAGAGGCCUGAACCCCUUAUUGCUAUGUGAAAUCCCACACAUUAUUUUUAAGUGCGUACAGUUCAAAUCAUUGUUAUCGCGUAUUCCUUCAUGUCCCGAGAGAGGGGGGUUCCCUAUCGACAGAAGAUGGGAAUCAUGAAGACAAAAGGGUGGGAAGGUGUUCAUUGAUUGUCUUUUUUUCCGAUGAGCUUAAACUUGUUUUUGCAAUGCCAAUAUAGUAUCGUCCUCUCAUGAAUUUCAUUUAUUCUGCUCCUAGGUUUUUUAAUAGAGAAUGUACCACCCCCCCCCCAAAACCACGACAUAAAUUCCUUCAUUUGGGACUAUCUGGCUGAUUUCUCCUGGACUUACGGAGGGUCAUGUGUUUUGGUUUCGCAUUUUUACACUCAGUAAAAUGAUGGCAGCAUCAGCAUCAAUUCCUGUAGUUAAUUUCACGCCUUCAAGCAUUUGGAGACCGGAGAGGGCUUUUAAAUACAUCGGCAUUGACCAUUUUUCAAUUAAUUCCACGUGAGCUCAUUUUAACUGACUCUCAGGAUAAACUAAACAACUAAACAAGAAGGGGAGAAAAAAAAAAUCCAGCAACAUGAAUGGAAGCUCCUUUUUUUUCCUUGUAAACAGCAGCGUAACCAGUCUUUCAAUUCUGUUUUCAAAGAUGGUUUACAAUCUUAAACCUCGAUGCUGAUAUGCACACAUGGGUAUCUGGCUGAUCAUUUUACUGACCUGUAUGUAUUUUUAUGGUUUGUUGGCCUAUUUAAAACUGAAAAAUAAAAAAUCUUUAUUAGAAUA
Messenger RNA from Colossoma macropomum (tambaqui), 3438 nucleotides. It is a transcript of the gene cdc34b, whose product is annotated as cell division cycle 34 homolog (S. cerevisiae) b. The transcript is spliced from 5 exons. The record is from RefSeq and is a predicted model, not a curated record. Bases 642 to 1361 code for a protein of 239 amino acids. Gene Ontology annotation, biological process: protein polyubiquitination; ubiquitin-dependent protein catabolic process. Gene Ontology annotation, molecular function: ubiquitin conjugating enzyme activity. NCBI's taxonomy places the organism in Eukaryota, Metazoa, Chordata, Actinopteri, Characiformes, Serrasalmidae.